Messenger RNA from Salvia splendens (bonfire salvia), 2036 nucleotides. RefSeq names its product biotin carboxylase 2, chloroplastic. Gene Ontology annotation, molecular function: ligase activity; metal ion binding; ATP binding. NCBI's taxonomy places the organism in Eukaryota, Viridiplantae, Streptophyta, Magnoliopsida, Lamiales, Lamiaceae. The coding region runs from base 251 to 1855 and encodes 534 amino acids. The record is from RefSeq and is a predicted model, not a curated record. The transcript is spliced from 17 exons.
UGCAAGCAUGAAGGAAUAGAGCCAAGGCUACAAGAAAUCCAGCUCUUGAGGCGGAGUUGUCGACUCAAUCUGCUAAAACCCCCAACUACUAAAACCUCGAUUGCAUCGAACCCUACGCCGUUUUCUUCAAAUCUCCUCCUUCCCACACUCUCGUUCCUCCCAUAUCUGUCUUCUACGGAGAGUGCCUCUAUCAAGAUUGGAUUUUUCACGCUCACUUCUGAGCAAAUUAACUGAUUCGCUUGAUCUGAAAAUGGACUCCGCGGCCAUGACAUUUUGCAGCAAUUCAGUUUGCUCGCACCCCAGUUUAUUCAUGGAGGCUACGCCUGGAAUCAGGAGCUCCCAGUGUAGCUUCAUGACAGGGAAUAGGUUUAAUUUCCUUCGUCAGAGGGUCCAGGCUUCUCGAGCUGGUACUAAAUUUGGAAAGCGUGGUGGCGCGCUUGCUGCCACAUGCCGUGAUGAUAAAAUUCUGGUGGCUAACAGAGGAGAGAUUGCUGUUCGUGUCAUUCGGACAGCCCAUGAAAUGGGAAUCCCUUGUGUAGCGGUUUACUCAACAAUCGAUAAAGAUGCUCUUCAUGUGAAACUUGCUGAUGAGUCUGUAUGCAUUGGAGAAGCACCAAGCAGUCAAUCGUACUUGGUAAUUCCGAAUGUCUUAUCUGCUGCAAUCAGCCGUGAUUGUACCAUGCUUCAUCCUGGAUAUGGGUUCCUUUCUGAGAAUGCUGUUUUUGUUGACAUGUGCCGAGAGCAUGGGAUCAACUUUAUUGGGCCAAAUCCUGACAGCAUUCGGGUGAUGGGUGACAAAUCAACAGCUAGAGAAACAAUGAAGAAUGCUGGAGUUCCGACUGUCCCUGGAAGUGAUGGUUUGUUACAGAGUACUGAAGAAGCAAUUAAACUUGCUGAUGAGAUCGGUUACCCUGUCAUGAUAAAGGCAACAGCAGGUGGUGGAGGACGUGGAAUGCGCCUUGCAAAAGAGCGUGAUGAGUUUGUGAAGUUGAUGCAGCAAGCUAAAAGCGAGGCUGCAGCUGCAUUUGGUAAUGAUGGUGUAUACCUUGAGAAAUAUAUCCAAAAUCCAAGGCAUAUUGAGUUCCAGGUUUUGGCUGACAAAUACGGUAAUGUCGUACACUUUGGGGAGCGUGAUUGUAGCAUUCAGAGGAGAAACCAGAAAUUGCUAGAAGAAGCACCUUCACCUGCAUUGACACCGGAACUUCGGAAAGCCAUGGGUGAUGCGGCAGUUGCAGCAGCUGCAUCCAUAGGCUACAUAGGCGUCGGUACAGUUGAAUUCCUCUUGGAUGAAAGAGGCUCAUUUUACUUCAUGGAGAUGAACACUAGGAUCCAGGUUGAGCACCCUGUUACUGAAAUGAUAUCCUCUGUCGACCUAAUUGAAGAACAGAUUAGUGUAGCACGGGGUGAGAAGCUCCGUUACACACAGGAUGACAUUGUGCUCCGAGGACACUCAAUAGAAUGCCGUAUUAAUGCAGAAGACGCUUUCAAAAAUUUCAGACCGGGACCAGGGAGAAUAACUACUUAUUUACCGGCUGGAGGUCCGUUUGUGCGAAUGGACAGCCAUGUUUACCCAGAUUAUGUGGUUCCACCGAGCUAUGAUUCUCUUCUUGGAAAGCUUAUUGUCUGGGGUCCAACGAGGGAAAGGGCAAUUGAGCGCAUGAAAAGGGCUCUUAAUGACACCAUUAUUACAGGUGUUCCAACAACGAUCGAUUACCAUAAGCUCAUCCUAGAAGUCGAGGACUUCAAAACUGGCAAGGUGGACACUGCUUUUAUCCCAAAACACGAAGAAGAGCUCGCUGCGCCGCUGGCGGAUGAACCUGGUACGAGCCGGAACGAGUUGAUCAAUGCGGCCUAAACUAUGCUGUGUGGACCCAUGCUCAUGUUCUCAAAUGUAUGAAUGGAUUUUUGUUUCUAUUUUUCUUUUCAUUACAUUGUCAAAUGAGCUUCACAUACCAAUAAUUAGUUUGCUUUUUGGUAGAAGCAUAACUGCCGCCCCUUUGAACAAGAUGGCUGCAAUACAAAAUAUUUAUUGUUUC